Molecule: messenger RNA, 591 nt
Organism: Protopolystoma xenopodis
Lineage: Eukaryota; Metazoa; Platyhelminthes; Monogenea; Polystomatidea; Polystomatidae
Source: the annotation of a GenBank genome assembly
CUUUUGUUCGGCUCAAACAAACUGACCACGGCUUGUCUGGCUAUCAUAAAAGAGAUGGAAAACCUCAGCCAGCAGUUGGAUUUUGUUGGCUCAGAAGACGCUGAGGCUGACGCAAACGGUGAGACGAUUGAGACUGACUUUGCACAACGAAUUGCGCAUAACAUGAAAAAACUAGACAAAAUCAACGACCGAGCGGACCAAGUUGCCACGAAUCUGCGAAACCUACCCGAAAGAUGGUUGGACUUUGAUGCAAAGCUCGAAAAAUUGACUGGAUGGACCUCUGAAUUGGAAAUGCUGUCUAAACAAUUGCAUGUCAACCCGGACGAAGUGAUCUCACCGGACGACGAAGUCACAGCCGCCAAACUUGCCACUGAAUAUCGGUCGCGGCUCUCGAGACUUGAGGAGUUAGCUGAAACAGCCACAGAACAGGCUAAUUUGGCAGACCGUCUGAGCCGUAUGCUGUCUGAGCUCUCGCAAGAUGGCGGACUGACGGCGGAGGAAAUUGCUGCAAAGAGAGCUGCAUUAGCUCGUGCGCUCGGUUGUCUUAAGGACCUGAGGAGCGAACUCCCCGAUAUGCUUGAACGAGGUUAG